Molecule: messenger RNA, 690 nt
Organism: Thermothelomyces thermophilus ATCC 42464
Lineage: Eukaryota; Fungi; Ascomycota; Sordariomycetes; Sordariales; Chaetomiaceae
Exons: 3
Coding region: 1-690 (229 amino acids)
Source: RefSeq, a predicted model, not a curated record
AUGGCUCCCACGGCCGCCACCCUGGCCCUCUCGGCCAAGCCACAUGUGCACGCCCUCCUCAAGCGCCUGCACUCCGCCUCGGAGGCCCAGGAGAAGUCCCUCUCCCAGUCGUGGUUCUGGUUCAAGCGCCUCCUCACCUCCCGACUCUUCACCUGGAAAUGGGACGCCUCCGCCGACGACCACAUGCGCGACAAGUUCGUCGCCCUCGAGGAGGACAAGUGCCACUUCAUGUACCUGCUCGUUCGCGGCUCGGGCGCCCUGAACGUCGUCGAGGCCGGCACCAGCUUCGGCGUGGACGUGAGCGGCAGGGUCAUUGCCACGGAGAAGGAGCCGACCAAGGCCGCCCGCGCCAGGGAGCACUGGGCCGAGGCCGGAGACGAGGUGGCCGGCGUCAUUGAGCUCCGCGAGGGCGACCUCCUCGAGACUCUUAAGAGGGACGACAUGCCCGAGCAGGUCGACUUUCUCCUUCUCGACAUCUGGACCCCGUUGGCGCUUCCCACCCUUAAGAUCGUCCAGCCGAGACUCAAGAAGGGCGCUAUCGUCCUUGCCGACAACACAACCAUGGCACGGACGUGGUACAAGGAGUACCUUGACUACAUUCAUGACCCCGUAAACGGUUUCAAGACCACCGAGAUUCCAUACUCCGGCGGACUGCAAAUGUCAGUUUACCUGCCCGGUGAGGUUAACUGA